AUGUCAGUCUCUCUGUCAAGCAACCCUGUGGUGAAAGACAGGAGUUACCAAUUCGACCCACUGAAAGGUAGUCCUGCCAAGGUGUCCAGUUACUUCCCUGUUCUCGCCGGCGCGCAGCACAUGGACGUUCUCAAGAGCGCACACAGCAUCUUCAAUCCGCUGAAGUCACUGGGACGACUGGUCUCGGACGCACAAGCAGUCAUGCCGUUCACCUUCAACAGUUCUCCAUCCUUUUUCGGUCAGAAUAGUCACCAAACGGCGCUCGUACACGAACAAGUUUUUAGUGUAUCCAGCAUUCCAUAUUUUAAUAGAAUUCCGCCUACACACACACUCUUCUCCAGACAUGAGGACCUGACCCAAGAGGUCACGGAACACGCUACAGGACCUCUCUCGGAAUUCAGUAGUCCAUGCAGCGAACGGUCCUCUGUGACAUCGUCCUCGCCCUCCAAGGAUAGUCUCAACUUCCUGCAUAGCACCGAAUCAUUGUCGGAGCAAACGCGCACUUACAGUUUUACAGAAGAAGACCUUUUCUCCGUCCUCUAUGGCUACUCCAAAAGCAAGGAGCAAAGUGUGGGGCAUGCUAUGUCCGGAUUAGCGUUCUCUGACAAUUCAAUUCCCGAUCUGCAAGUCCACUCUGUCGAUACUGACUCUGUAGAACUCCCCGAAGGGUUAUCGGUUCUCAAAACUACUUGCAGUGGUGUUUCCCAUUAUGGGGUAUUUGCCGAUAAAAGCAUCAUUCCAAAGGGAACUAGAUUUGGGCCAUUCCAAGGAAAACUGGUGAACACCAGCGAAAUCAAAACCUACGACGAUAAUACACUGAUGUGGGAGAUCUUUGAGAAUGGACGCUUGAGUCACUUCGUGGACGGAAGAGGCUCGUCGGGUAACUGGAUGUCUUUGGUGAAGUGUGCCCGGUUUCCCGAGGAACAAAAUCUAAUCGCCACGCAGACACAGGGCCAGAUCUACUAUGAGGCAUGUAAAGAAAUCCGACCCCAACAAGAGUUGCUGGUCUGGUAUGGAGACUGUUAUGUGCAGUUUCUGGGCAUCCCUCUCACUCUCAAGGAGUUCAUUGAUGACUCUAAUGUCCCUGUUCCCACAGAAGACUCUGGAGAGGGUUUCAAAUGUGAUCGAUGUGGAAAGGUCUUCGCAUACAAAUACUACAGAGACAAACAUUUAAAAUACACGAGAUGUGUGGAUCAAGGGGACAGGAAAUUCCCGUGUCAUCUUUGCAACAGGUCUUUUGAAAAGAGAGAUCGUCUCAGAAUACACAUUCUCCAUGUGCAUGAGAAACAUAGGCCGCACAAGUGUUCUGUUUGCGGAAAAAGUUUCUCACAGUCUUCCAGUCUGAACAAACAUAUGCGUGUGCAUUCUGGAGAGCGACCAUACAAAUGUGUUUACUGCAACAAGGCUUUCACAGCUUCAAGCAUUCUUCGUACGCACAUCAGGCAACAUUCAGGUGAACGGCCUUUCAAAUGCAAGCACUGUGGAAAGGCAUUCGCUUCUCAUGCUGCCCACGACAGCCACGUCAGGCGGACUCACGCGAAAGAUAAACCGUUCUCCUGUGAUGUCUGCGGGAGCACGUUCCAAGAAAUUCAGGAACUCAAGUUGCAUAUGAAGAACCAUAAAAAAAGACCGCUUUUGGAAACCGCAGUUCCUGCAACUUUGACUGGAAAUCAGUGUCCGGAAGAAAACGUCGUUUUCCCCUUGAGUAAAGAGUGUGCUCGAGGACAGCGGCAAAUGGGAGAUAAUUUUGCCGUUACUGGACUCACCAGACUCAGCUCUGAAUACAGACCUUGGAACUAA
Chanos chanos (milkfish) is the source of this 1800-nucleotide messenger RNA. RefSeq names its product PR domain containing 14 (gene prdm14). NCBI's taxonomy places the organism in Eukaryota, Metazoa, Chordata, Actinopteri, Gonorynchiformes, Chanidae. The transcript is spliced from 8 exons. Gene Ontology annotation, molecular function: RNA polymerase II transcription regulatory region sequence-specific DNA binding; protein binding. Bases 1 to 1800 code for a protein of 599 amino acids. Gene Ontology annotation, cellular component: nucleus. Gene Ontology annotation, biological process: regulation of transcription by RNA polymerase II. The record is from RefSeq and is a predicted model, not a curated record.